AGUUCUUAUCCCUUUUUUCUCUUCAAACUCACUUUCCUUGUUUCUGCAUCCAAGAUUCAUUCAACCAUGCGAACCCAAAUUGUUCACAAACUAUGGAAUCGAAGAAUCAAUGGAACCCCUUUGAAUAGUAAGAGAUUUUAUGGGUUAAUACCAAUGGUGAUUGAACAUACUUCAAGAGGAGAAAGGGCUUAUGAUAUAUUUUCAAGGUUGUUAAAGGAGAGAAUUAUAUGUAUUAAUGGAGCAAUUGAUGAUGCUACUUCUCAUGUUGUUGUUGCUCAGCUUCUUUUUCUUGAAUCUGAGAACCCCUCUAAGCCUAUUCACAUGUAUCUCAAUUCUCCUGGUGGCGCCGUUACUGCUGGUCUUGCGAUCUAUGAUACAAUGCAGUAUAUUCGAUCUCCAAUUAAUACCAUCUGUCUAGGUCAAGCAGCUUCAAUGGGAUCCCUUCUCUUAGCUGCUGGCGCAAAGGGUGAGAGACGAUCUCUCCCUAAUGCUUCAAUCAUGAUUCAUCAGCCUUCAGGUGGAUAUAGCGGGCAGGCUAAGGAUUUAACUAUCCACACAAAACAGAUUGUUCGGGUUUGGGAUACUCUGAAUGACUUGUAUGCAAAACAUACUGGACAACCACUUGACAUAAUUCAGAAGAAUAUGGAUAGGGAUUAUUUCAUGACACCAGAAGAGGCUAAGGAGUUUGGAAUAAUCGACGAGGUUAUAGAUGAAAGACCAAUGGCUUUAGUAACUGAUGCUAUUGCAAAUGAAACCAAAGAAAAAGGCUCGAGUUAGAGCGUUGCUCCAUCGCUGUCUUUGUUAAACGUUACCUUUGCUGACUAGUUCUCCAUUUUUCGAUCUACUUGUAUUUUUUUUCGAUGAGGUGAUUUUCUCAUUACUUUGUUUUAGUAAGUUUACAAGCUGGAAUGAUUUAAGGUAUUAGAUAGAAAGCAUAUCAACUCUAAAUGCUUAAAGGUGAUGCUCUGAGCUCAGUUGAUCCCUUCAGUAACUUUUUUGAGACUAUUUUUGGCAA
Molecule: messenger RNA, 1015 nt
Organism: Solanum lycopersicum (tomato)
Lineage: Eukaryota; Viridiplantae; Streptophyta; Magnoliopsida; Solanales; Solanaceae
Product: ATP-dependent Clp protease proteolytic subunit
Biological process (GO): protein quality control for misfolded or incompletely synthesized proteins
Cellular component (GO): endopeptidase Clp complex
Molecular function (GO): ATPase binding; ATP-dependent peptidase activity; serine-type endopeptidase activity
Source: RefSeq, marked validated